Chironomus riparius is the source of this 1451-nucleotide messenger RNA. Lineage: Eukaryota; Metazoa; Arthropoda; Insecta; Diptera; Chironomidae. The record is from the annotation of a GenBank genome assembly.
AUGGAAAUUCUCAGAAAACUAAGUCUUGUGAUUUUUGUUGCAUUUCUGUUUUUCUUUAAAUCAGUUUUAUGCUCUUGUAAAAUUGAAGUUAAAAAUCUAGUGACAAAAGGUGCAGUGGAGCCAUUAUUUCUAUCAAAAAGUUUAAAUCCUGAAAAGUAUUAUUUUAACAUACCCAGAAAUGGAUUUAUAACUGUCGAAAAUGGCGAAGAUCUUUACUCAUUCUGUCGACAAACAAAAGGAAAACCACCAGUUUUAACAAGAUCAAACUGUAUAAAUGACAAAUUCGAUCCACCGAUUAAUACUGUAUGUCCGCAAGAUCAAGCUCCAAUAGCCAAAUUUUACAAUUCACGUUCUUGUGGGCAAAAUCUUGAAGGAAGAAUAUUUGAAAUUGGAUAUGAAUUAAUAGCACCCGAUAAGGAUAAUAAUAAAAUUGUUCAUUUUAUGCCUUUAACAACUGUUUGUCACAACAAGUAUUUGGAAUCAACUUUUUAUUCGCAACAUGUUUUAUACAAAGGCAAUAUGGGCAAGAGUAUGAAAACAUUUGGCACUGAGUAUUGGGACAGUUCUGGAUAUGAUGAAAAUACAGCAGAUAAUGUUAAAAAGUAUUAUAAUGACACCAAUGAAAAAGCAUUUUUUAAAAAAAUAAAUUUAAACACUGAUGAUCGUUUAUCAAAAGGACACUUGAACCCGAAUGGUGAUCAACCUUUUCAAUCGUGGAAAAAAGCAACAUAUUUUUAUCUAAAUCAAGUUCCGCAAUGGCAAGUAUUCAAUCAAAACGCAUGGGAAAACAUUGAAUAUAAUGUAAAAAAACAAUCAGAUAAAGCAGAUUUAAUUGUUUUUACUGGAGGACAUGGUCAGUUCAAGAUUGGUGCUCGUGAUGUAUUUAUGAGUAACAUUACAGGAUCUUAUGAUACAGUUCCACGUAUUCAAGUCCCGAAACUAAUCUGGAAACUCUUCUUUAAUGUUGAAACUCGACAUUGUCUUGCAUUUGUCAUAAUGAAUUAUAAUUUUGGUUCUGAUGCAUUUGAAAAAAGAGACCCAGAAAUGUGCAGUGAUAGAGAUGAUGAAUGCAAAAAUUUAGAUGAUAAAAGACUUAAAAAUAAUAUAAAUAAUGUAAAUGCUGGAUUUCUCUCUUGCUGUAGUUAUAAAGAGCUUACAAAAAUGAUCAAAUAUGAAUUAAAUCAUGAAGGCGCUCCUUUGAAGUGUUUAACUUCUGAUGAAAUUCACAAAUCAGAAAAUGACAUAUUGGCUGCACCUUUUAGUGUUGGUUUCUCAGCAUUUACUUAUUCAUUUUCCAAAACUAAAGGAAAAAACAAAUUAAUUUAUCAAAAAUUCUUACUGAAUCUUCGUGUACAACAAUAAAUGUAAGGAUGUUAAUUAUAGAAUCAAUUUGAUAAUCUUUGUUUAAAAAUGUAAAGAACUUCUGAAACAAAAAUCUUUAAAAGACACUG